Messenger RNA from Adelges cooleyi (spruce gall adelgid), 2447 nucleotides. Its product is annotated as facilitated trehalose transporter Tret1-like. Gene Ontology annotation, molecular function: sugar transmembrane transporter activity. The coding region runs from base 628 to 2007 and encodes 459 amino acids. Lineage: Eukaryota; Metazoa; Arthropoda; Insecta; Hemiptera; Adelgidae. Gene Ontology annotation, biological process: transmembrane transport; carbohydrate transport. The transcript has 6 exons. The record is from RefSeq and is a predicted model, not a curated record. Gene Ontology annotation, cellular component: membrane.
UCAUCAAAAUGUUUAUAAUUGCCAUAAUUUUAUCAUGAUUUUACGCGUAUGGUAAAAACGUUUGUUAAUGUUUUUAUUGUGUAAAAGACUUUUGUGCAAAAUUAUUUACACUAUACAGCCGUUAAUCAUUAUGAGACGCUAUAAAACUGUAUCCUAUUACAUAAUAUCUCGGCGCUUGAAAAAUGUUAAUUUCACACGGCCGAUGUCUACAUACUUGCGUUAUCUGUGUUUUUGUCUUUGGUGAAGGGAAUUAAUUUGCUUAUAAAAUUUUAAAAAUGUCAAUGUUAACACAUACCGCGAUUUUUUUUAGAUAACACCUCGGACAACCUUUCAAUAUGUAUAAAAAAUAGAAAAAUACAUAGGUAAUACAAUUUGUUUUUUUUAAUACAAUAUCUAAGUAUCUAAUUUCUUCCAUAUCCGUGCGGCCGACGCGGUAGUGCUCGCGUGCAGUCUCCGUUAAUCGUUGCCAUGAAAAAAUGUAAUAAUAAUUAUUCAAUUAGAGUAAUAUGAUUCGCGAUUAUUUGAAAUAACCGACCGGAGUCGCACUCCCCAUAGUGAAACGGCUGGUGGGUUUUUUUUUUUUUUUUAAAUACAUAGUUUUUUUGUGACGAGAUUCAACCCGACUUGAUGAGAAUGGAUCAGUCAUUUUUGCCUCAGAUAUACGCUGCAAUAGUCGCCACUUUGGGAGCAAUGGCUAUGGGAACGGUCAUUGGAUGGUCGUCGUCGGCCGUCGGCAUGUUGGAAUCCGGCAAUUUCCCGUUGCCGUUUGUGGUGACCAAAUUCGAUACACAGACUUACUCAUCGGUUUUCGGUAUUGGCGCGGCAAUUGGUGCCUUGCCCGCCGGUUCGGUGGCCCAGCUUAUGGGACGCUGCCUAAGUAUGGUGGUUUUCGAAAUCUUCGUGCUCGCCGGUUGGAUAUGUCUGAGCAUUCCGACUGGAGUGUGGAUGUUGAACUUGGGCAGAACGCUGCAAGGGGUUGGCAUUGGCGCUUUGUGCGCAGUUAUACCGACUUAUGUCGCUGAAAUCUCUCAACCGUCCAUUAGAGGAAGUUUGGGUGCGUUAUUCCAAGUGCUUGUAGUCAUCGGUAUACUGUUUGCUUACACUUUCGGGGCAAUUCUAUCUUAUGUGCCUUUUUGCUUGGUCUGCGGAGUUUGGUCGUUGAUUCAUAUGGCCGGCGUUCUGCUAAUACCCGAAUCACCUUAUUACUAUCUCUUCAACAACAAAGAAGAAAAGGCCAUAAGAUCAUUGAAAAAACUACGCAGUUUCAACGCGGACAAUACUCAGGAAUUGGACUUGAUCAAAAAAGACAUCGAAAAUGAAAACUCCAAGCAAUACACUUUCAGCCAAGUGAUUUCCAGCGCCGUAAACCGAAAGUCUUUGCUCAUCGGAAUCGGUUGUAUGUUCUUCCAGCAGACUAGCGGCAUCAAUGUGGUGAUAUUUUAUAUGAACGACAUAUUCGAAUCGACCGGCAGCAAUAUUGAUCCAAGUAUAGCGUCCAUUGUCGUUGCAAUUGUCCAGUUGUUUAUGACAGUCUUGGCAAUGUUGCUGAUAGACAAAACCGGUCGCAAGAGGCUGCUGGUAAUUUCGGCCGCACUGAUGGCUGUGAGUUACAUGAGCUUGGGCUGUUAUUAUAUAGUCUACAAUAACGACCCCAGAUUCGCCUUGUCGAUAGCUUGGCUGCCGUUGGUUUCCAUUACGGUGUACAUAUCGGCUUUUUCCCUGGGCUACGGUCCAAUACCUUGGGUGGUCAUGGGCGAGAUUUUCUCCAGCGAAGUAAAACCGUUGGGCACUAGCUGCGUUUCCUCCGUCAAUUGGAUACUGGUGUUUCUGGUCACUUACAUAUCGAAAGACUUGCCCCAUUGGGUGGGCGACCACGGCACUUUCUUCACGUUCAGUGGCUUCUGUGUGCUGGCCGUGUUGUUCUCUUGUGUGUUUGUGCCCGAAACCAAAAACAAGACUUUGGCUGAAAUCCAAAUGAUUAUGGCCGGCAACAGCCCGCGCUCUUGAUUUGCCCUGUUCGAAUUUUAGAAAUCAAAAUCAAAAUUUACACAUCGUCCAAAUAUUUAGAUGUGCAUGCUUGCAAAAUGUGAUGUUAUGUUGCGUUGACAAAUCAUCACCUUAAAGUAUUUUACAAAUGGAUAUAUAUAUACAAAUAAUACAUAUAUAUAGACAUACAUAUCUAUAUGUAUAUGUUAUGUAGUUAUAUAUAUAUAUAUAUUUAUUUUUUAUUUUUUUUAAACUAAAUUAUUAAUUGAAGUGUACAUGUUUUGUAAAGAAUGUUAUUUAUUUACCGCUCGUUUGUAAUGUUUAGUAACAAUAUGAAUUUUUAAUAAAUAAUAUCAAUAUAAAUAUUAAAAUAUACCUUUCACCACAAAACAAAAUAUAUUUUCAGCAGUAAAAAUUGUACUUUUUUUUCGUUAAAGGGUAUUUUGUUAUUUUAUAAUAUA